GAGGCGCCGCGGCGGCUGUUAUUGUUCAGCUGGGCUCCGCUGGGCGCUGUCUCCCUUGGCUCAGAGGGUGUCAAUUUGUCCCGCUUCCUCUCGGCCCCUCACUCCCGGAGGCUGACGACGACGGCGGCGGCUGCGGCGGGCGGGGCCUGGCGUUUCGAGGCCGAGCGGCGCCGGGGUGAGGGGCGCGGAGGAGGAGGAGCAGAAGCAGGAGGAGGAGCCGCGUGCCCUGGCACCGAGCGGCCGCGGCCAUGGCGUACGCCUAUCUUUUCAAGUACAUUAUCAUCGGCGACACAGGUGUUGGUAAAUCAUGCUUAUUGCUACAGUUUACAGACAAGAGGUUUCAGCCAGUACAUGAUCUUACUAUUGGUGUAGAGUUCGGUGCUCGAAUGAUAACCAUUGAUGGGAAACAGAUAAAACUUCAGAUUUGGGAUACAGCAGGGCAAGAGUCCUUUCGUUCCAUCACAAGGUCAUAUUACAGAGGUGCAGCAGGGGCUUUGCUAGUGUAUGAUAUUACAAGAAGAGACACAUUCAACCACUUGACAACCUGGUUAGAAGAUGCCCGCCAGCAUUCCAAUUCCAACAUGGUCAUUAUGCUUAUUGGAAAUAAAAGUGAUUUAGAAUCUAGAAGAGAAGUAAAAAAAGAAGAAGGUGAAGCUUUUGCACGAGAACAUGGACUUAUCUUCAUGGAAACUUCGGCUAAGACUGCUUCUAAUGUAGAAGAGGCAUUUAUUAAUACAGCAAAAGAAAUUUAUGAAAAAAUCCAAGAAGGAGUCUUUGACAUUAAUAAUGAGGCAAAUGGCAUUAAAAUUGGCCCUCAGCAUGCUGCUACUAACGCCACGCACGCAGGCAGUCAGGGAGGACAGCAGGCCGGGGGAGGCUGCUGUUGAGUCUGUUUUUACUGUCUCGCUGCCCAGAAGGGGCUACUCACCUAUUCUUUCACCCUCCUGCUCAGCUGAGACAUGAAACUCUUCGAAAUGGCUUUAUGUCACAGAAGAAGACUUUAAUCCUUCAAAUUCUUGUAUAACUUUGAAUAAAUGGUUAAUGUUCACUUAAAAAGACAGAUUUUGGAGAUUGUAUUCAUAUCUAUUUGCAUUUGAUUUCUAGGUCAAUUGACGUGAUUAUUUUUGUUAAAUGUUGUCUUGUGCCCUUACCUACGAACUGAAUUGUAUUGAACACUACAGAGUCAUCUUGAGUAUUUUAAAUCGGUUUGUGUAGUUAGGUUUCCCCACACCUGUGGUUACCUAAUGUUUAAUAUUAUAGAACUGUCCUCAAAAGUUUGUCAAUUUUCAAGGCUAUAAGGAAAACCGAAGGACUCUUUCAAUUCUGUAUUUAUCAUUUACUUUCUGUAUAUAUAGUUUAUAACCUGCUUGGGUGUAAUUUGCCAAGCUUGAAUUCUUUAAUGCAUUUGCAUAAAUUCUAUACUGUUUAGAGCUUAAAGCUACAGAAGCAUCGUUAGGAAUUGCUUGGACACUGAAUUUUAGACUUUUUGACAUUGUUAACAAGCAUGUUCAUCUUUUUCUUGUCACUAGUCCGAGAGAAAUAUGCUUAAUGUACAUUCUAAAGACUAUGUGUGUGUUAACCUGUUUUAAUGCCAAAAGUUUGUUAUUUGUCCACAGUUUCUUUAAGACCUCUUCAGAAAAGGAUUUGUUUGCCUUAAUGCAGACUGUUGGGUAAAAACACAGUAUAAUGAGUGAGGUGGGCGGAAGAAAGGACUCCCUCUGCCUGAGCGACUCCAGGAGGAAUGAGUGUCCACAUUUAGACGGCACAUUAUGAGGACUUUAAUCUUUCCUUGAACACAAUAAUGUUUUCUUUUUCUUUUAUUCACAUGAUUUCUAAAUAUAUUUUUCACGCAGGACAGUUUUUCAACCCUUGAUGUACAGUGACUGUGUAAAAUUUUUCUUUCCGUGGCAACCUAUAAUCUUUAAAAUAUGGUGAGCAUCUUGUCUGUUUUGAAGGGGAUAUGACAAUAAACCUACCAGAUGGAAAAUCCUGUUAAAAGUAGAAAAGCUUUAGUAAUUUGCUCAGUGUGGUGGUUUUAUCCUUCUUUUUCUUUUUCUCCCUUGGACUAUAAUGAAAUUGUUAUAGCAGUGCAAAUAAAAUCCUAUGUAUAAAAGUGUUCUUUUUUUUUUAUGACCACAUCAUUUUUUAAGAAUGCAGUUUUUCAGUCCAUCCACAGCUUUUACAUGUAUUAUAAAGCACAUUUUUUUUUAAGGGUCAGGAUGUUUAACAACACUACCCUUUUUAAAAAUUUUGCUAGAAUGUGAUAAAAAUCUUUUUACCGUAUUGAAAUUCUUUUUGCUAUUGAUGAUGUAAGCAAGUAUUUUAAGUAUGAAACUAACUACUUUCAAUCCGCUCACUGACUUCAGCUUUCUACCGGUCUUUCCUGAAGAUUCAGCAGUGCUCUGUCAAAGCUUUGACAUUACUCCUGUGGGAAGUCACCCAAUGCUAUCUGAGUUUUUUGCUUUAACUAGCUCCUAGAGGACAGAGAGAAAGGUGAGGGGAAAUUGAGUUUCUUGAGUAUUUUUAUUAUGAACUUUUUUUUUCUUUAAAGUGGUCUUAUCAAAUUCACUGAUCUCACCAUUCACUCUCAUUAGUGGUGAGUAGGACAAGUUAAGACAACUAGAACUUGUUCUGCUCUGUACCAGGAAGAGGAUGAUUCUUUGGGAACUGUUUUUUUUUUUUGUUUGUUUGUUUGUUUUGCUGUACUUGGGCCUCUCACCGUUGUGGCCUCUCCCGUUGCAGAGCACAGGCUCCAGACGCGCAGGCUCAGUGGCCAUGGCUCACGGGCCCAGCCGCUCUGCGGUAUGUGGGAUCUUCCCGGACCGGGGCACGAACCCACGUCCCCUGCAUCGGCAGGUGAACUCUCAACCACUGCGCCACCAGGGAAGCCCUGGUAACUGUUACUUUUAAACUGCUGUUAAUUUUUCCAGAAACUUAAUGUGUUUCUUUUCCAUGCUGUCUCCUCUAAUUCUUUUAUAAAUCAAGUGUAAGAAGAGAAAGUCAUGGGGAAAACAAACAACAACAAAGCACAUGUAUUUUAAUAACCUAAGAAGAGCUGGAGCCCUCAAAUGCAGCCCCUGCACAGUAGCCUUAACCUGCCUCGGCCUUGGGCCACAGGGGCGGGUAGAGGACUUCUCCGUAGUUGUCACCACUUUCUCUACAAGUUUCAUCUGCCAUUAAGGAACAUAUGUGAUGAAUCCUUUAUGUCAGUCGACAAAACAGUGUUACCGUCUGGUUUCUACUCUGCUGUUUUAUUAUCCUUGUCACAAAUAAUGUAAUAGUGGCACCUGGAACUAAACGCUUUAAUACUGUAAUUAAGUCUUUAAAUGAUCUUUGGUCAAUUUUGGUAGCACCUAUGGACAUGUUUUAAGAGCUAGAAAAUCAGUCACAAAAAAUAAAACUUUUAAUGUCUCAACAUGUAAUAUUCCAAAGUUGUAAUCUUCAUAAAUAUAGUGUUAUAAUUUGCCUUCUGGGUUUAACAAAACUGGAUUAAGACCAAAUUUUUGGAAGAGUAGUGUAUAAUUAGAUAUACAAUUCAAACAGUACAUGAGAGUGAAACUAUAUCUUCCUACACAGUUUAUUUUUAAUUUUUUAUUGAAGUAUAGUUGAUUUACAGUAUUGUGUUAUAGUUUCAGGUGUACAGCAAAGUGAUUCGGUUAUAUAUGUAUACAUCUAUGUUCUUUUUUAAUUCUUUUCCAUUAUAAGUUAUGUUUUUAAUUUUAAAAUAGCCUGUUAAGAGGAAAAUAGUUCCUGUUUCUAAUCAUUCUAAUAGUGAAGAGAGUAGGAAUAUAUAUGAUACCAAAAUGUGUCUAAUCUCUCAAAUGAUUUGUGUUUGGAACACAUUAAACAUUUAUUCCCUCAUAGGUAGUGAAGCUCCAUCUAAGCUCAGUACUAAGGUUGGCAGCACAGGGUUUGACUAUGUGAGCUAAAAAUUAAUACCACAAAAACCCAUAAUAAUGCAAAAAGAUAACCCUGUUCCAUAAUAAAUAAUUGACUAUACAAAUGCA
This is a messenger RNA of Globicephala melas (long-finned pilot whale), 4007 nucleotides long. RefSeq names its product RAB2A, member RAS oncogene family (gene RAB2A). Gene Ontology annotation, biological process: vesicle-mediated transport. Gene Ontology annotation, molecular function: GTPase activity; GTP binding. The record is from RefSeq and is a predicted model, not a curated record. Gene Ontology annotation, cellular component: Golgi apparatus. Lineage: Eukaryota; Metazoa; Chordata; Mammalia; Artiodactyla; Delphinidae.